This is a messenger RNA of Protopolystoma xenopodis, 225 nucleotides long. The record is from the annotation of a GenBank genome assembly. NCBI's taxonomy places the organism in Eukaryota, Metazoa, Platyhelminthes, Monogenea, Polystomatidea, Polystomatidae.
AUGCCUCCAGCCCAUGUUCAACCAGACGGUGCCAGUCAUGCCUGGUUGGCGGGUCUUCUUCCCGACGAGGUGUACGCUUUCAAGGCGACCACUUGGUGCCAACCCGACGGCAGACCGACGGCACUCACGCCUAUUCUGCAUCGGCGUACUCAGAAGACGGGCCAGAGCUGGCAACCGCAAAACCCUGCAGCCUCGGUAACUGAAGACGACGACGUGUCUGACUUU